CCGGAGCCGCCGCCGCGCUCUGAACCCGCGGACCCCUCGCUCCCCGCCGCGCUCCGACGCUGUCCGCCCUCGGCUGCCCCGAAAACGCCGCUCCCUCGGCUGAAGCCAUGCCCUGCGUUCAGGCUCAGUAUGGGUCCUCGCCUCAAGGAGCCAGCCCGGCCUCCCAGAGCUACAGCUACCACUCCUCGGGAGAAUACAGCUCCGAUUUCCUGACUCCGGAGUUCGUCAAGUUUAGCAUGGACCUCACCAACACCGAAAUCACCGCCACCACUUCUCUCCCCAGCUUCAGUACCUUUAUGGACAACUACAACACGAGCUACGACGUGAAGCCCCCCUGCUUGUACCAAAUGCCCCUGUCGGGACAGCAGUCCUCCAUUAAGGUGGAAGACAUUCAGAUGCACGGCUACCAGCAGCACGGCCACCUGCCCCCCCAGUCCGAGGAGAUGAUGUCGCACUCGGGCUCCGUCUACUACAAGCCCUCGUCGCCCCCGACCCCCUCCACGCCGGGCUUCCAGGUGCAGCACGGCCCCGUGUGGGACGACCCCGGCUCCCUGCACAACUUCCACCCCAACUACGUGGCCACCACGCACAUGAUCGAGCAGCGCAAAACGCCCGUGUCCCGCCUGUCCCUGUUCUCCUUCAAGCAGUCUCCCCCCGGCACGCCCGUCUCCAGCUGCCAGAUGCGCUUCGACGGCCCCCUGCACGUCCCCAUGAACGCCGAGCCCGCCGGGCCGCACCACGGCGUGGACGGGCAGCCCUUCGCCGUGCCCAACCCCAUCCGCAAGCAGCCGGCCAUGGCCUUCCCCGGGCUGCAGCUGGGCCACGCUCCGCAGCUGCUGGACAGCCAGGUGCCCUCGCCGCCCUCCCGGGGCUCGCCGUCCAACGAGGGGCUGUGCGCCGUGUGCGGCGACAACGCGGCGUGCCAGCACUACGGCGUGCGCACCUGCGAGGGCUGCAAGGGCUUCUUCAAGCGCACGGUGCAGAAGAACGCCAAGUACGUGUGCCUGGCCAACAAGAACUGCCCCGUGGACAAGCGCCGCCGCAACCGCUGCCAGUACUGCCGCUUCCAGAAGUGCCUGGCCGUCGGCAUGGUCAAGGAGGUGGUGCGCACAGACAGCCUAAAAGGCCGGCGGGGCCGCUUGCCGUCCAAACCGAAGAGCCCCCAGGAGCCCUCUCCCCCCUCUCCCCCGGUGAGUCUGAUCAGUGCGCUGGUGAGAGCCCAUGUCGACUCCAACCCGGCUAUGACCAGCCUGGACUAUUCCCGGUUCCAGGCUAACCCCGACUACCAGCUGAGCGGUGACGACACCCAGCACAUCCAGCAGUUCUACGAUCUCCUGACCGGCUCCAUGGAGAUCAUCCGAGGGUGGGCGGAAAAAAUCCCCGGCUUCACUGACCUGCCCAAAACGGACCAGGACCUGCUCUUCGAGUCCGCCUUCCUGGAGCUGUUCGUGCUGCGGCUGGCGUACAGGUCCAACCCCGUGGAGGGGAAGCUGAUCUUCUGCAACGGGGUGGUCCUGCACCGGUUGCAGUGCAUCCGCGGCUUCGGGGAGUGGAUCGAUUCCAUCGUGGAAUUUUCCUCCAACUUGCAGAACAUGAACAUUGACAUCUCUGCCUUCUCUUGCAUCGCUGCCCUGGCCAUGGUGACAGAGAGGCACGGGCUCAAGGAACCCAAGAGGGUGGAAGAGCUUCAGAACAAGAUUGUAAAUUGCCUCAAAGACCAUGUGACUUUCAACAACGGGGGGCUGAAUCGCCCCAACUAUUUGUCCAAACUCUUGGGGAAGCUCCCCGAACUCCGCACGCUUUGCACACAGGGGCUGCAGCGCAUUUUCUACCUGAAACUGGAAGACUUGGUGCCACCGCCAGCAAUAAUCGACAAACUUUUUCUGGACACUUUACCUUUUUAAGACUCUUCCCGUGCGCUUCCACUGACCCGAGGAGAGGCUCCACCUGCCUGAAGGGGAGCUGGGCUGGGCCCCGAGCGGCACCCCUGGGUGCCAGCUCCCACCCAGCCCGCGUGGCAAACUCCUGCAGGCAGAACGCGAUGGGCAUUUUGGCUCUGGGGCAUCACGGAUGCAGCUCAUGGACUACACAAACACCAUGGUAUAAACUUUUUAUUAUCGGCUUCUAAAUGAGUUUAUUAUUGAGGACUUCUGGUGCGAAAGACAAGCCAGCCUGGCAAGGCCGGGCGCGCGGCUCAGGCUCCCGCGGUGACAAACCCGAGAGCUGAGGUGACCCACAAGUCUCACCCUCCUAAAGACUAAAGUUUUCUGCUGUAAAAGAAAGCUGUAAUAUACCCAAACCCCAAACCUUGCGUGGGUGGCGUGGCAUUAACGAAGGCGAAGGCUUGUAAAUUUAUCAGAUGCGGUUUGGCUUUAAAAAAAAAAAAAAAAUUAUUCUGUGCCUAUUUAUGAUGAAAUGUGGAAAACAAUUCUAAAAAAAAAAAAAAAACAGGAAAAAAAAUCAAAAUGAAAAGCUAAAUGUGUUUGGAAAAAAAUAAUAAUUAAAAAAAAAAAGACAACCCAAUCUGUCCAUACCAGGGAAGCAUGACGAUUCCAGGGUGACAAUGUUAUAGGCACUUGCUAUUUCAGUAAUGUCUAUAUUCUAUAAAUAGUAUUUCAGACACUAUGUAGUCUGGUAGCUUUUAUAAAGACUGGUAGUUAUCUAAGCUUCGAACAUUUUCUCAAUUGUAAAAUAGGUGGGCACAAGUGUUACCCCCGGAAUUCCCCCCAAAGGGACACAUAGUGUUUGUAAACACCGCCCGACACCCCUUGUUUGUAAGUGUUGUAUGUACUGUUGAUGUUGAUUAAAGAAGAAGUUUAUAUCUUGAUUAUUUUGUUGUCUAAAGCUAAACAGAUCUUGCAUGCAGCAGCUUUUGACUGUUUCCAGAGUGCUUAUACUAUACAUAACUCCCUGGAAAUUACUGAGCACUUUGAAUUUUUGGUUUGUUUUGUUCCGUUUGUUUUUUUACGUCUAAAAAUUGUCGGUUAAUAUAUUAUGUUGGAGUAAUAUUUUUAAUAUUGCCAUAUUCUGUAGUAUUUUUCUUUGUAUACCCCGGUUUGGCACACGGGAAAGUCGCUGCCUUUUUUUAAUAUGGUGUACGACAGUUAGAAACGCGGAUUAUUAUUAUUAUAAUUAUUAUUAUUAUUUUUCUCCCGAGAACUCUUUCUUUGAGAAAGACAAUUUUAAUGUUUACAACAAUAAAACAUGUAAACGAA
Messenger RNA from Catharus ustulatus (Swainson's thrush), 3215 nucleotides. It is a transcript of the gene NR4A2, whose product is annotated as nuclear receptor subfamily 4 group A member 2. The transcript has 7 exons. Gene Ontology annotation, molecular function: RNA polymerase II cis-regulatory region sequence-specific DNA binding; zinc ion binding; nuclear glucocorticoid receptor binding. Gene Ontology annotation, biological process: regulation of transcription by RNA polymerase II; dopaminergic neuron differentiation; central nervous system neuron differentiation. The coding region runs from base 108 to 1904 and encodes 598 amino acids. Gene Ontology annotation, cellular component: nucleus; transcription regulator complex. Lineage: Eukaryota; Metazoa; Chordata; Aves; Passeriformes; Turdidae. The record is from RefSeq and is a predicted model, not a curated record.